Ilyonectria robusta is the source of this 2091-nucleotide messenger RNA. RefSeq lists its product as uncharacterized. The coding region runs from base 1 to 2091 and encodes 696 amino acids. Lineage: Eukaryota; Fungi; Ascomycota; Sordariomycetes; Hypocreales; Nectriaceae. The record is from RefSeq and is a predicted model, not a curated record. The transcript has 3 exons.
AUGGACCACGGCUUCGCUAGUGGUUCCGGUCAACCGAGGGCCAGUCAGAUAAACACCGGAUUCCCAGACCAGAGGGAGCAGACUGUCCAGACUUCGGAGUGGUCACUUCUACCUAUCGAUAUCCGAUUGACCAUAUUUGGGGAAGUAGCUGAGAUCAUCGGCCAAGGUUCAAAAAAUGGCCAACCAACAAAAGCCGGUCUGGCUCAAUGUGCUGCUGUCUGCAAGGAGUGGCAUUUUUUCUUCGAGAGACUUCUCUUCCGGCACCUAACAUUAACACAGUCCUGCCUAUGCGACUUGAAGGAUCUUAGCCGCCAAAGACAAUUCGUUGAACACCUCACUUUCCGUGUUGAACUGGAGCCAUAUCAUUGUGAUACUUGCACCAACAGGUUCAUCAGCGCCUCUCCACACAACACCGCCGACGCAGAGAUGUUUAGGGCAAGUAUCAGUGCACUAUUCUGGAUCCUCGAAUCCUGGGACAUCCAAAGCCCUGGAACCACUACAGGCUUGACACUGGAGCUUGGCGCCUACUCCCCCAGUGACUCUGAGCACACCUUCAGAGACAUGUACCUACACACUAGCUUCUUUGCUGGAGAGGAUUUUGCGAAGCUCGAGCUCCCCGCCACUGACCUGUCACAUGGAUGGAUUAACGGCCGCCGGUGGAGGUCUCCUAAUACGGGCGAGCUAUCGAAGCUUCAUGCGAUGUUGAUUUCGCCCAGUAUUUAUGAAGGUCCUGUGGUCGUCAAGGCUGUGAAGCACCUCGUUAUUCGACGAGAAAUGAGACGGAGGCUCAAUAUCAAAGACCUCCAGACAAUCACCAAGCGCCUACCGAACCUGGAGUCGAUGCAUUUUGAGCCAUGGCGAUCGUACAAGAUGCUUUGGGAUCGACGACAUAUUUCAGACGGGGAUUAUGAAGUCCUCGUCUCGACAUACCUUCCGCAUAGUCUGAAUACCUUGACGAUAUUUGAAGACUUCAAUGAAGACCAUAGCCGAGUCAACUGCACUGAGGAUAGUGACAUCUCUUGGAUUCUAAUGCCCGACCUAAUCAGGACGCCGGAUCGAGGCAUCGCCGGUGCCUUAUGCAGGAGAAGUUUUGGUCUGGAGAGACUUUUUGCCUCUUACAUCGUCGAUGCAAGCGACUUUUUCGACUUGCAAGAACCCAAUUGGGUGUGGCGUGACCUUACAUCACUUGCCUUAACAUCUCGGCUCCUAACCAGCACGGGUGACACCUCGGACAUCAACCUGAUGUUGAUGCAAGCAGGCAAAGCGGCACUCAGAAUGCCCAAACUUCAGGUGAUGGAGAUUUGGAAUGGGACGAAGGGGAACGCUUGCGUUUUCCGGUUCGAGACAACAUGGGCACAUGCUACCAUCGGAUGGUGCGGCACCUGGGACUUGAAUAUGUACCCACGCUUGAUCAACACUUGGAAGGCCGUUGCUCAACGCAAUACAAAGCAUCAGCUUUCAAUUCUAGCAAGCCAGGUCUUGGAUCCGCUAGAUAUUAAGUCACACGCAGUCGCAAUCCGCAAGCUGGGACUUCAGAAGGGGGUCGUUCAUCCUGUAUCGUUGGAGCAGAUACGCCGGGAGGCGCGUGGCGAUACUCACAUACCCGUCUUCCACUCUGAUCCCUCGCUCACCAUCACCACAACCGCUGCCGCCGCCGACGCCGACGCCGCCACCACCACCACCACCAACAACAACAACAACAGCAGCAACAGUAGCAACACCAGCAGCAGCCCCCUCCCCCCUCCCCCCGCCGUCCGCCGCCUCCCCCUCGCCAUGUCGCUCGUGGCCUCCGCCGCCGCCCCGCCGCCCCCUCCCCCUCCCCCUCCCCCCCCCCCCUCGCCGCCCGGCUCCCUUGGCAGCGAGGGCGGUUGGGCCCUGGAAUGGGCCUACCUCUGGCUCCUUUGGGCCGAGCAUUCGUUGAGGAGGGCCUCCGCCCUCAUCGUCCGCCUGGCGGCGCGAGGGGCGCCGCCAGACGAGCUGGACGUGGCCGUUGCGGCCCGAAACGCCCUGGCGGAGUGGGCGCGCUUCGCCGAGACCGUCGUGGCCGGCCUCUGGCUGGCACGAUACGUCCCUUAUUUUUAUCCACUUUAA